Messenger RNA from Closterium sp. Naga37s-1, 2532 nucleotides. NCBI's taxonomy places the organism in Eukaryota, Viridiplantae, Streptophyta, Zygnematophyceae, Desmidiales, Closteriaceae. The record is from the annotation of a GenBank genome assembly.
AUGCCUCAUAGACCCGCCUUACUCUCCACACUCCGUCCCCUUCCGUCCCACACACGCACUCCCCUCCAUCGCUCACGCUUCCUCGCGACAACGAGCACGCUCCCUCCCCUCCCGUCUCCUUUGCGCUCGCUCCAUUGUCGCAAACGCGCGCUCUGUUUUCUCGCGGAUUAUAAUUCCCUCCCGUCGCCCACGCGGGAGCGCCGAGACCGAUUAUGCACACUCCCUUCCGUCACCCACGCUCACUUCGUUCCCACCGCAGACGCGCACUCCCUUCCGUCGCCCCCGCGCACUCCGUCAGUUACCUCGGCCCACGCGCACUCCCUUCCGUUGCCCACUCUCAAGACCUUCCCGUCGCCCACGCUCACACCCUUCCCAUCGCCUACGCGCAAUCGUUCAGUCGCCCACUCUCAACCACUUCCCUCGCCCACGCUCGCUCCCUUCCCGUCGCCCACGCUCACUCCCUUUCCAUCGCCUUCGCGCAAUCCUUACAUCGCACACGCUCACCCCCGCUUGUCGCACACGGCCAAUUCCCUCUCGUCGCACGCUGCCGCCCGCGCCGCGCUCUCCCUUUCAAUCUCCUCCCGCCGUCCACGCGCACUCCCUCCCGGCGCGCGAGACGACUCCCCGUCCGCCGCCCACGCUCACUCCCUCCCGCCGCGACGGUCCCCUCCGUCGCACAUGCUCACUCCCCUCCGUCGCCCACGCCCACUCCUUAUGGUCGCACUCACUCCUCCCCGUCGCCCACUCAUUCCCCUCCGUAUCCCUCGCUCACUCCCCUUCCGCCGCCCACGCUCGCUCCCUCUCCGUCCCUCAUCUCCCCGUCCCUCAUCUCCCCGUCCCUCAUCUCCCCAUCCCUCACCCCCCCAUCCCUCAUCUCCCCAUCCCUCACCUCUCCGGUCUUCCUCUCCCUCUCCCCUCUCCUCUCAUUCCUUACCCUUCUCCCUCUCCUCUCCCUCCUCCCUUUCCACUCGCCCCGCCACUCCCGCCGUGCUUCUCCCUCCCCCCAUUCCGCCUCGCCCCAUUCCGCCCCACCCCAUUCCGCCCCAUCCCAUUCCGCCUGACCUCAUUCCGCCCCACCCCAUUCCGCCUCACCCCAUUCCUCCUCUCCCCGUCCCCUCCUCACUUUACCCCCCUCUUCUCCCCUUCCCCACCUCAUCCCAUCUCCUCCUCUUUCCGUCCACCCCUCCUCACCCCAUCUCCUCCUCUUUCCAUCCAGGCCUCCUCACCCCAUUCCGCCUCACCCCAUUCCGCCUCCCGUCCUCUCCCCAUCCCCUCCUCUUACUAUCCCUCCUCUCCCUGUCUCUCCUCUCCCCAUCCCUCCUCUCAUCCCUCCUCUUACCAUCCCUCUUACCAUCCCUCCUCUCCCCAUCCCUCCUCUCCCUAUCCGUCCUCUCCCCAUCCGUCCUCUGUUCGUUCCUUUCUCCCCACAUCCCUUCCUGUUUGCUCCGCACUUCACCUCCCCCUCCCCUCCCCCAAUCGCUCUGCGCGGUCUCAUUGCAGGGACUCCUCGCAGGGAAAGAAGGGGAAAGGGAGGAAAGUGCACCCACGCUACGUCUAUCCCCUCACCCCGCCCUGUCCUAUCCCCUCACCCCGCCCUGUCCUAUCCCCUCCCCUCCCCCUCCCGUCCUCUCCCCAUCCCCUCCUCUUCCAAACCCAUCCCUCCUCUUUCCAUCCAUCCUCUCCCCAUCCCUCCUCUCCCCACCUCCUCAUCCCUUGUGCGUUUCUGCUCCAGGGAGCUGCUUGGGACGCUGUGGACGGAUGGCGGCGCCCAUAGUCGCACAACAGAGGCGGACGUGGUGCUGCGUGAAUCCCUUCCCCCCCUCCUCCCAACCUCUCUUUCUCCCUUCAUCACGCCCCUCCUCUCCCCAUCCCCUCCUCUCCCCCUCCCCUCAUCACGCCCCUCCUCCCAUCACGUCCCGUCCUCUCCCCAUCCCCUCCUCUUCCAAACCCAUCCCUCCUCAUCACAUCCCUCCUCUUUCCAUCCAUCCUCUCCCCAUCCCUCCUCUCCCCAUCCGUCCUGUCCCCAUCCCCUCCUCUCCCCCUCUGCUCCAGGUGUUUCCUCCCAUCAUCACUUCCUCCCAUCAUCACUUCCUCCCAUCACCACUUCCUCCCAUCAUCACUUCCUCCCAUCACCACUUCCUCCCAUCACCACUUCCUCCCAUCACCACUUCCUCCCAUCACCACUUCCUCCCAUUACCACUUCCUCCCAUCAUCACUUCCUCCCAUCACCACUUCCUCCCAUCACCACUUCCUCCCAUCACCACUUCCUCCCAUCACCACUUCCUCCCAUCAUCACUUCCUCCCAUCACCACUUCCUCCCAUCAUCACUUCCUCCCAUCACCACUUCCUCCCAUCACCACUUCCUUCCAUCACCACUUCCUCCCAUCACCACUUCCUCUUCCUAUCCCCUUUCCCUCUCACAUCGUCCUAUCUCCCCCUGUCCCUUCCCCCCUGCUUCCCUCUUCCCCCUCUUUCCCCGCUUUCCCCUCCCCAUCGCUCGUAUUCUCUUUCUCUCCCUGGCUAUUGCAGUGA